This is a messenger RNA of Hyla sarda, 2664 nucleotides long. RefSeq names its product dynein cytoplasmic 1 intermediate chain 2 (gene DYNC1I2). The record is from RefSeq and is a predicted model, not a curated record. The transcript is spliced from 19 exons. Gene Ontology annotation, molecular function: dynein light chain binding; dynein heavy chain binding. The coding region runs from base 196 to 2163 and encodes 655 amino acids. Gene Ontology annotation, biological process: transport along microtubule. Gene Ontology annotation, cellular component: cytoplasmic dynein complex. Lineage: Eukaryota; Metazoa; Chordata; Amphibia; Anura; Hylidae.
GGUGUUUUGGCCCGCGUCGGUUUCCGUAGAGCAUCAGUCAUUCGCAGUGUAUGUGGCCGGCGUCGGGCGGGGUGCACGGGGAGACAGGGCGGUGACACCAUUGGACCCAGUGGGCGAGAAGUGUGGUUGGCAAUUCGGCAGGUUAAAGCUUGACAUCCUUCAUCUGCUUACUGGAGGAUUGCAAGGUUGCUCAUAAUGUCUGACAAAAGUGAACUGAAGGCAGAGUUGGAGAGAAAGAAGCAGCGUUUGGCUCAGAUAAGAGAAGAGAAAAAAAGGAAAGAAGAAGAAAAGAAAAAGAAGGAGUCUGAUCAGAAGAAGGAUGCUGCACCUCCGCAAGAAGAGUCUGAUUUGGAGAAGAAGAGGAGAGAAGCUGAAGCCUUACUCCAGAGCAUGGGAAUCACCCCUGAGCCCCCACUGGCGGUCCAUCCCCUGCGAAUAGUAACAGAGGAUACGUGUCUGUUUCACUAUUUAGUCCCUCCGCCAACGUCUCCUUCCUCUAAGUCUGUGAGCACCCCCAGUGAAGCUGGAAGCCAGGACUCUGGUGAUGGGACGACCGGAGCCAGUUCCAGACCUUCAGCUACCAUAAAGACUCUGCACUGGGACACUGACCCGUCAGUUCUUCAGCUCCACUCUGACUCCGAUCUGGGACGCGGUCCCUUGAAGUUGGGCAUGGCCAAAAUUACCCAAGUGGAUUUUCCUCCUAAGGAGACAGUGACGUAUACGAAGGAGACACAGACCCCGACCGUCACCCAGGAAAAUGAAGGAGAUGAAGAAGAGGAGGAAACUGUUACUCCAAAGCCAACAGCUGCACCUGAAAUAGAAAAACCUGCAAAGAAAGAAGAGAAAGCUGAAGCCCCGCCACACGAGCUCACAGAAGAGGAGAAACAGCAGAUUGUUCAUAGCGAAGAAUUCCAAAGCUUCUUUGACCACAGCACAAGAAUUGUUGAGCGUGCCCUGUCUGAGCAAGUCAACAUUUUCUUUGAUUACAGUGGCCGAGACUUGGAAGAAAAAGAAGGGGAAAUACAGGCAGGCGCAAAGUUAUCUCUGAACAGACAGUUUUUUGAUGAGCGUUGGUCGAAGCAUCGUGUGGUCAGCUGCUUGGAUUGGUCUUCUCAGUACCCAGAGUUGCUCGUUGCAUCAUACAACAACAAUGAGGACGCCCCACAUGAACCAGAUGGUGUGGCUCUUGUUUGGAACAUGAAAUAUAAGAAGACAACCCCGGAGUAUGUGUUUCACUGCCAGUCUGCAGUUAUGUCUGCUGCUUUUGCAAAGUUUCACCCAAACCUGGUAGUUGGUGGAACGUAUUCAGGCCAAAUCGUCUUAUGGGACAACCGAAGUAACAAGAGGACACCAGUCCAGAGGACUCCACUAUCAGCUGCUGCUCACACACACCCUGUGUACUGUGUUAAUGUGGUUGGCACACAGAAUGCCCACAACUUAAUCAGUAUAUCAACAGAUGGCAAGAUCUGUUCAUGGAGCCUUGAUAUGCUCUCUCAGCCACAAGACAGCAUGGAGUUAGUUCACAAGCAAUCGAAGGCCGUAGCUGUCACCUGUAUGUCCUUCCCAGUGGGAGAUGUCAACAACUUUGUGGUGGGAAGUGAAGAAGGUUCUGUCUACACAGCAUGCCGCCAUGGAAGUAAAGCUGGUAUAAGUGAAAUGUUUGAAGGACAUCAAGGACCAAUAACCGGGAUCCACUGCCAUUCUGCUGUGGGAGCCGUGGACUUCUCUCACCUCUUCAUCACCUCCUCUUUCGACUGGACAGUAAAACUGUGGACAACAAAGAAUAACAAGCCAUUGUAUUCGUUUGAGGACAACUCUGACUACGUUUAUGAUGUCAUGUGGUCCCCCACUCAUCCAGCCUUGUUUGCUUGUGUGGAUGGAGUAGGGCGACUGGAUUUGUGGAACCUCAACAAUGAUACAGAGGUCCCUACCGCAAGCAUUACAAUUGAGGGGAACCCAGCUCUCAAUCGGGUCAGAUGGACUCAUUCUGGUAAAGAGCUCGCUGUGGGAGACUCUGAAGGACAAAUCUUAAUCUAUGAUGUGGGAGAGCAAAUUGCCGUGCCCCGAAAUGACGAAUGGACCCGCUUUGCAAGGACACUCGCAGAAAUCAACGCCAACAGGGCUGACGCAGAGGAGGAGGCUGCAAACCGCAUUCCAGGCUAAAUCUAUACUAUUGUGUGAUGUCGGGGACAGCCGCACUGACCUAAUAUGCCCUCCAGAGCUAUAGCAUGUAUCUGUUCAAAAGAUAAUUUAAGAAGCCGUAUGUGGGUAGGAUCUGUGGACUACGAUAUUUUAUAAACUUCAUUGCAACCAAAUGCAGUGUCCCUUUUUAUUUGUACCUCCACGUCUGUCCUCCUGUCCUCCCUUUUCUAUGUGUAAUAAUAGUUUGCCUCUAGCUGACUGGUAUACCCUUUUACUCACGGACAAGCUGGCCCAUGUAUUUCCAGUUUUUAAAGAAAAUCCAUCUACCUUACUAAUGUAAAUCAUAUUUUUUAACUCAAAGCCUAACCCCUCAGGAUAGCACUAUUGUUAGGGCUGUGUAUGUGCACAAUGGUUUACCAUGGUUUCAGCACUUACAACAAUCUACCGCAUGCAGUGGACACUUUUAUGUUAAUACCUUUACCUAGUCUGCCAUUUUAUUAAAGGAAAAUGUUUCUAACUUGA